AUGCCGCCAAGACUUAGAGGCUGUGGAGGCCGUGGAAAGGGUCCUAUGCGAGGAGGACCUUCAAGUCAAGCUGGGCCAUCCCAUAGAUGCACUCCGUCCGCAUCCUUUAGUACCUCUGAUUCAAAUGAUGAUUGGAGGCAAUCUUUACAACCCGUGAGGCGAUCCGUCUCGCUAAGUAUAUCACCCUCAUAUCACCCUUCUUUUGGGCCGCCUAUACAAGACGAGCCCCAACAUUCACACCAUUCUCAACAUUCUCACCACUCACAUCAUUCAUACCACUCUCUACACUCUCAUUCUUUUCACCAUUCUGAUUCUCGCCAUUCUUAUUCCCCGGGCCAAUUUAACCCAAAUGAUUAUAUUAAUGAACCACCGGGUUAUAACUCUCUAGGACCCGAGGACCACUUCUCGCAAGAUAUGGAGAUGGACGAUGAUCCAGAUCCAGAGAUGCCACCAACUGGGACGCCAACACAUCCCAUCAGUAUCUCCAGCGGUUCUUCCUAUGCAGGAUCGCCAUAUCAAGGCCCCGACUCAUGGGCCGAAAGGUGGAACACAUACAUUUGGGAAUUUACCCCUUCUUUUCACAACUCUCCUCCACAACCUCCAUUGGAGGAACCGUAUCUUCAGACGGUUACUCCACCGCCAUUACCCGUUGAGGAACCACCUCAACAACCACCACAACCACCUCCUGAGCCACCAAGGCGGAGGCGGAAUGCACGGAUGUCCGUGUGA
Molecule: messenger RNA, 729 nt
Organism: Helianthus annuus (common sunflower)
Lineage: Eukaryota; Viridiplantae; Streptophyta; Magnoliopsida; Asterales; Asteraceae
Product: extensin-like
Exons: 1
Coding region: 1-729 (242 amino acids)
Source: RefSeq, a predicted model, not a curated record